This is a messenger RNA of Linum trigynum, 3442 nucleotides long. The record is from the annotation of a GenBank genome assembly. NCBI's taxonomy places the organism in Eukaryota, Viridiplantae, Streptophyta, Magnoliopsida, Malpighiales, Linaceae.
UGUUACCCUUGAAGAAUUAUGGAUAUUGAUUGUUCUAUUUAGGUGUAUCAAAGAUAUAGUUGAUGUGAUAUGUUGAUGCAAAAGUCCAUUUUCAUCCUCAUAAUGGUCAAUCACAAAAUGACUAUUUGUUUAUUUGUGAAGCUACGAUCCGAAAAACUACCAAUAAAAUAAAAUCUUAACAAUUCACGAGGUAAGCUGUGAAUAUGUUUGGUUUAGAUUUGAGAUUCAACACAUAUGAGAGACUUAUUGACUGUCUCCACAAAUAUUGAUUCAAUGAUCAUGUAUGAACAUAGUUCGACAAUAUAUCACCAAGUUAAUAGAAUGACAUAUUGAAGAACAGAGAAAAAACAUAUUUCAUAAAAAAAUCAUUAUCACUUAUGAUCUUCAAAAGAGUAGAGAAAUAAUUGUUCUAAUAGACCAAUCAAACGAUACAAGCAUUUUCGUUUGCUAAAUUACUUAAGAAGAUGCUAUAUGAAAAGUGUUAGCCUCCCCUCAUCCCAUUGUUUCAGUUUCUACUUUGCUCUUGUGUUUCUUCAAUAUUAUUUUUAGCAUAAUUUGAAUAUGAAAACCCCAAAAGACAUCUACUUGUUAGGUUGGGGAGUCGCACGCACAAAAAAAAAAAAAAUGGUGAAGAAUGCUCUGUCCUCUCUCCUACGGAAAAUCGUGGGAACUGCAUACUUCCUCUUCCUCUCCAUUUGGUUUUCGAAGGAUGAAACCAUGGAGAGCUCAACAGGAUGGGCAAGCUGGGCGAGAAAAAGCUUGGAAGAGUUAUGGGGCAAGGUGGAGGCGGUGUUCAGGCGGAACAAGGGCCCUAUGAUGCGCACAGCGGCGAAGAAACGUUGGCUGGAAGACGCACGGGGUGGGGUAAUUGCGAUGAUGAAUACUGGGUUUGGCCAGUGCGGAAAACCUCCUUCGGAGGGUGGUGAUCUGAGUAGGGAUCAUGAAAAUGAAACGGUGAUGUCAAUGGGCAAGUUUGCCACUGGUGGUCAGAGACUAACAAGGAAUUGGAGCCGAAGCGGUGAUCGGCGAACGGAACUGACGCGCGGCGAGGAAGAGCACGGAAUCGAGCUGACGUGGAGUUGUUGGCGGCAAAUCCGGAGUACCCGAUUUGAAGGGGAUUUAAAUAAUAUUGAUAAUAUUAAUUUCGACAUCCGUAAGAGGAUUUAUUUGACUAAUAAUUGGUUAAGCGGUUGGGAUGGGGAUAAUUCCCAAGACCCGAAUCUGGCAGUUCAAACUUUAACCCCCUGGAUUAUCCUCAUGAAACCGAUCGGGUUUCCUUCUUGGGGUCGAAGUCUUGGGGGGACUUUAAAUCUGUUUGAGUACUACAACAACCUCUGCAUUCAAAAAACUUUCAAGGGGUGGUUGGUUGAUAGUUUACAACGAAUUCGGUUGGACCAAGGGCUGAGUGAGGCGAGCUUUCUUUCUAGCUGUCUUGCUCCUCGGACGGAAAUCGCCGAACAGCGGCAGAUAGAAACAAUGGCAGAACAAAAUAUUUGCCAGGACCAGAUCGUGGAGUUCUCCACUGAUGAUGUAGCUGUGAGUAUGCAGAGGGCGAAAAUGAGCCUCCUUGGGAGACUAUUCAUUGAGAACAGGCCGAGUCUGGCGGUCAUUCACAAGAUUGUUACUGGUGCUUGGGAAUGCAGGAAGAAAGUUCAGGUGAUGGAGGCGGAGAUGGGGCUGCUGCAAUUUCUGUUCGACGACACGGAGGACAUGGAAUGGGUGCUCAAGCGCACGCCGUGGCCAGUCAAGGACCGGGUGUUGCAUCUCCAACGCUGGUCACCGGUUUCGGAAGAGGUUUUUGACUCCCUUGGUUUCGUACCAUUCUCGGUCCAGAUGUGGGGGAUCCCCUCCCACUGCCGCACGAUCGCAUUCGGUCGAAGGGUGGCGGAAUCGAAGUUGGGUGAGGUCCUGGAUGUUGGCCUGUUUGGAAUCAAAGGGGAGUCUGACCAGUUCCUCAAAGCCAGAGUGAAAAUCAAUGUGCUUCAGCCGCUGCGGUCACAAAUUUGGGCUAGCAAUGAGGUCGCCGGCAAAUUCUGGGUGACCUUUGCUUACGAAUUCCUUCCCCUGUUCUGCUUCCACUGCGGGCGGUUGGGGCACAUGGAGCGCAAUUGUGUGCUUCCAGAUCCAAGUGGUGAAGAAAGAUUUAGCCAGGAGAUGGUGACUACGGAGGUGGGCUUUCGGCUGAAGGAAGAUACCCUCAAACCUGCCCAAUUCAACCCUCCGCCGCUCCCGCAGUCUGUGUGGGUAAAUCCGAAAACCAAAGGGAAGGUGGCGGUGGGGUCGGCGACUGAUCGGGGCGACAAGCGGAUGAGUGAGUCCAAGAGCCUCGGGCGGGAGGUGGUGCUGGCGUUACCGGCAGAAGGUGACCGCGUCGGGAAAGGGGGGCAGGGGGUUUGGAGCCGCGAAGGGAAUAGGCAGGGUGGGGUCGGGGGGAGUCAGAAGGGAGGACGGGGUGCUCGUGUGGAGGAGAGGGAGCCGAUGGAGCCCCGGUCAAAGAAGCAGAGGGAGGCUGUUGGGCGGGGCGCAGGUGAGCGUGGUAAUCAAUUGGUGGAAGGAGGGGGCCGGCCGGAGGUGGGAUUGAUGGGGCGGGGAGAUGGUGGGAAGUCAGGGGGGCAGGGAGGAUUGAAGAAGGAGGGGGGAGUUCUGGCGGGGAGGGGUGCGAUAAGGGAAAAAGAGAAGGGGCUGGGUAAAAGGGGAAAGUUGGAGACGGAAGGGCAGGGUGCGGCUGGGCUACCAGACGGGGGAAGCAAAGGGAAGGAGAAGAAAGGGGACUCGCCAAAAUCCCCACUUGUUGGGGCUGGGGAUGCGGGUGAGGCGGUAGCACAGGUGGGGUUGCAAUCGGAAAAGGUGGAUAAGAAUGAGGUGGUCGCGGGAGUGGUGGAGGAAGGGGAGAAGCCGGAAGUUUUAGAUGCCGAACCAAAAGUGACGGACGAAUACGGGACCAAUUUCCCCAAGCUGUCGGAGGUGUUCAGGAUGGCGAUUGCGGAAGACGAACUGGUAGAGAGAAAGAGAUCGGUGGAGAUGGUGGAGGAUCUUGCGCAGGAUCCAACACCCACGAAGAAACUGUGCGCUGAAAAUCCGAACAAGGAGGACAAAGAAAUGGUGGAGGUAGCCAGCCCGAAAUGGCCCCAGUUGGAUAAAUGAGACUCCUGUCUUGGAACGUGCGUGGGAUUGGGCCGUCCCUAACGUUCCAAUCGUUGUUAGGCUUAAUUAGAGUCAAUAAUCCGGAUUUGGUGUUCUUGUCGGAGACCAGGUCUCGUCGAAAAGUUGUUAAGCGUCGUAUGCGUGGGUUGGGGUUUGAUUUAGAGUCGUGUUUUCUUGUCGAUGCCGUGGAUUCUUCUGGCGGCCUAGUUGUAGGGUGGUCCCCGAGCAUUUGUGCUACGGUGUUAUGUAGUUCGUCGUUUUUUAUUUCAAUUCGGAUUAAUAAUAUGGAUGUUCCGUA